AUACAGCUGAUGACGUCAACCUCGCAUAGUUCUUGGCGACCGAUAAUGGCGGCGAUGUAAUGCAACAAAUAAAACCUGUUUGUUAGACAGUUCUUUAUUGUGAAGACGGAUUGGAUCUUUAUGAAUUAACACCUCACUAAUCCACUGCCGUUGGGGAAUAUUAUAAUUUUUGGAAUUACAAGUAUUAUUGAGACUGAAUCAAGGCAAUUCCGGUGAAAACAGUCAACAUGCCUUCGACCUACAAAAAAUUAAUAUACGACACCUUCAUCUUGCUAAUAAUAACAGUUUUGUGUGUUGGAAAUAAAAGAAGUCCGUGUGCAUGUCGAGAUGUGUCUAAUUGCGAUUAUCUACCAAAAAAUGACGAAGUUGGAAAAGAGGUUUUUGUACUGACUAAUGGUAGUUCUGAAUACAAAGAAUGGCAUUGGGAUACCGUGACAACAGUAGUAGAUGAAGAUAAACAUAAUUUAGAUGUGAUGUGCUAUGCUCACAGUCAACACAAAAAAUAUGGUAUCAUCAUAAAGUUAGAUGAUAUUGCCGCUUUUGAUGACCUUAGUUCUAAUAAUACAAAUGUCAUAUCUUGGGUGGAGGAGUUUAGAAUCAAGGCAAGAGACACAAGGGCAGACGUAGUUAUACUGGAUCUUAUGCCUCUUAUCCCCAGGUUAACCAAGAAUGAAAAAGACGAUCGUGUUCAAAUAGAUUUGUUUCUAGCUAAACUGAAACAGUCAUUUCUUUCACCGCCAGGCAAGAUGGACUGUAUAGUACCAUGGAAACCUGUAAUUAGCGGAAGUGAUGACAGUGAAAGUGUUUCUAGUAUGUUAGCUAAAUCUUGUGAUAGAUUUAUGCUUAGUCCAGACAGUUAUACUUACAUUGAAGGAUAUGGUUGUAAAGCUAGAGCUACAAUUCCUAUUACAAAGUUAGUCUUAGGUGUUGAUGAGUAUGUAACUGCAGGAAUAACAGAAGAACGAUUGAUUAUGGCUAUACCAUGGCAUGGAUAUAGCUAUCCUUGUAAAUCUUAUAAUGAGACUACAAUGGUUUGUAAGUUACAUAAUAAAGACAAUACAUCUACUUGUGAUGUAACAAACAGAGAGAGGGUACCAAUAGAUGAUGUACUAAGAUGGAAGGGUAUUCAAGUACUCCAUUCAGGACACUGGAAUAAUGCUUAUAAAGCUCCUUGUCAUGUCUUUAAGAAAAACACAAGUUCAGGUACAACCUAUCAUCAACUAUGGUAUGAAGAUGUGGAAAGUCUACGGAUUAAAUACCAGUUUGCUAAAGACAUGAACUUAAAAGGUAUUGCUAUAUGGACAGGAGAUGAUCUCUCUAAAUCCAAGGUAGAUUUUGUGCAUGAUUUCAAUAGCGAGAUGUGGAGUUGGAUUUUACAUGACUUGUUGGGAAAGGGAGAGAUCCUUCCUAGAGGACAUGAGAAGUUUUAUUAUGCAAAUACAGUGACAGGUGUGGCAUUGGGAUGUUUAUUUGGUGGAAUGUUGUUGGGUAUUGUAUUUACAUGUAUUGGAUUCAGACAAAUAAAGAACAAAAAGAAAACCCCACCAUUUGCAAAAGAUCUGGAAGUUGAAGAUUAUCAUGAUGACAGUUUUAAUUUAUAAAAAUUUACAUUUCUUUUUUCUUUUAUACAAUCAAUUUUUAUACGCCUAGAUUUUCAUGUGGACGUAUAUUGUCAUUGCCCAUGUCCUUCCGUCCACGAUUUCUUUGGGUGCACUCUAGAGGCCAAAAUUCUUGUCGGAUAUUUCGAAACUUGAAAUAUAGGUUUAUCUCCAAAAGAUCUCAUUUUCUUUUGAUAUUGGAUCGAAACUUCAUGGAUUAUGGCCCCUGAUUGUACGAAAAAUCAUGUUUUUAGUUUGUGGAUACUCUACUGGUCAGAAUUUUAUCUGAUUUUGAUGAAACUUAAAAUAUAUGUCCAUGUCUUGCAAAAUGUGGGCGUAUCUUGCAUGGCAACAGUUUGUUUCUUUACUGCCGAUUUUAUUUUCUACAGGUGAGGUUUUAAUCAGGCUUUUUCUAUCUGAAACUUGUUUUGUAUAAUAAAUGCAGCAUAUAAAAAUUUCUUGACUAUUCAAGAUAUAUUUUGAGAUGAGCUGACUAAAUUUUAUGUGGCUUGCUUAGUGUAAAUGAGCUACUGGUGAACUUAGGUCUUGUAAAAUUAAUUGACAUAUUUUAAUAAAUUAUUGUUUGAUAUCAACUUUAUUAAUACUAAACAAAACUAGUAUAUUUGUAUAAUAUUAAGAUUUUUUUUUUUGCAACAUUCCAUUAACAUUGCCUUGAAUAGAGAUUGAAAAGCAGCUGCAGGUAGACAAAGAUAAUUUUGAUAAGCAUCUCUAUCGAUUAUUAAUUAUCUAAUGUGGUAAUUAAAUGAAAUUAUGUACCGUAAGCACAUAUGUUUUUUCUGAUUCAAAGUAAGACUUAAUGUUUACUAAAAUACACUUGAACAUAUAUAUGUAUGGUAGGCAUUAUUUAAACAUUAUCGCAUUUAUAAAGAUAUGUAAACCAUUGCCUUUAAUGAUAAAUUAUAUCUAAUUGUUAUAAUUAUAAGAGCUCAAAUUUCACAAGAUUUCUAUAUUAGAGAAGUGUACAGAAUUUUUUUUAUUAAUAUCUGUACAUUUAUGUAGAGCAAUAUUACAACACUUGCUUCAUUAUUCAACAUUUAGCUCAGACUUUAUUAUAUAGUUAUAGUAGAUGUAGUCACACUAGUAUUUAGUAAAUAAAAUGGGUUUAAAUUAUUAAACACCAGAUAUUAUUUUACAUCAUAAUUAUAUCGUUUUAAAAUACCUAUGAGAUUUCAUUGGUUGAUGAUGGUGGCAUGCCAUUAUUUUAAAUUAUAGAAGAUGACGGUUAUGAGAUGAUUUAAUAGAAAUGCAUGUGCACGAUAGUGUAUCUGUAUUUUAACUUGUUUAAUGGUCUCUAGUGAGACAAAACAUAAUAAUAUUGCAGUAUCAUUAUUUUAUUACUUUGUCUUGCUAUACAUUUUUAAAUCAUACAUUACGUGAUAAUAUUGUAUACAUUUUGAUAUUAGUCUAGUAAUAUCUUGUACGUUAAUUUAUUAUUAAAAAACAACUCAUUUGUUCGUUCAAAUGAUUCAAAAUUUUAGGACGCUCACAUAACGUUAAAAAAAUGUCUGCAAGUGAUUGACGGAUCGGACAGAUAACACUAAUUAUUCAGGAGAAACUGAUGUAUACUAGAAGCCUAUUAGUGAAAGUGUAUGUAUUAAGACUCUGCCAUCUAUCCUGUGAUAACUGGUUGAUCAGGUCAGAUGUCCUAUAUAAAUAUGAAGUGUACCUUUAUAUAAGGCAGCGAAACAGAUCAUUCCAAAAUAUUUUUUCUAUUUGUGUGGGCUUUUUUCUUUUCUUACCACAAACAAUUUAUGAAAUAGAAUUUUUUUAAAAAUAAGAUUUUAUUUUGUAAUCUUCUUGUAUUAGAUUGGUUAUUGAAAUAAUAUUAAACCCCAGAGCAAUUUAGUUCUGAUCAGAUUUGUUUUGCACAUAUUUUUUUGUCAUAUAAGUGUUGUAUAUUGUAGCAUAAUUAUAUAAUUCAUCUAAAUAGCACUUUGAAGGAAAUACUUACAAAGAAUAUAAUCUCAGUGGUAGUGGUAGCUCAUUCUGUUACGUCAUCAGUGAGAGAGAAAUGGUGAUUUUAGAUAUGAUUAGGUAGACAACUCUACUCCAUGGUCGAAAUUAUGAAACUUGAAACUAAAAGACUGUAUUGAUCUAAAGCACACAGGGAGCUGCAGUGGCUCAGUGAGUAAAACAUUGACUCGCUAACCUGGUGGUUCCAUAUUUGCUCCCAGCGUUGACCCAGAAAGUUCAUUGAGAUUUUCCGUAUGGUACAAAAAAAAAAAUAAAAAUUUGUGUGUGCACAUAAAAGAAUACUUGACAGUUGGAGAUAUAAUAUAAGAGUCGGCCAUAGUACCGUUGUCUAGGCCAGAUUUCCCUCAUAGCACACUGUAAGGCAUAAUCUUGUCUUCUUUAGCCCAGUCGUUAAACCCUAUUUCAUAUUAUUUUUAUUCUUACAACUUCUUGUAUGCAUUAUUAAUAUGCUUUUAAGACAAUUUAUAUAUUGAUGUACAUAUUUAGCUUUUGGUGAUAGUUGAAUUUGUUUUCAAACACUAAAUGUAUAUUAUUCAUAUAUAGAGUUACAGUUAUUUUAUGUACAGCAAACUUGCAAUGCUAAGAUAAUAUUGUACUGUUUUUAAGUUUUAAUAUACUGUAGAAUAUUAGAGUUCAUGUUGUGCCUUAUAUUAAUUUUUAUUUUUGAUACAAUUGCAUACAAUCUCACUUGUUGUGUAUAUUUUCAUGUUUCGUAGUAUUUUUAAUGAGGAAGUUGUGCUGUAAAUUUGUUGUAUACAGUAACCUGCAGUGAUAAAAGAUUUUUAUUGUCCUUGUUGUCAUAAUAUAUGAUCUGUAUUAAAUGUUAGCUCCAAUAAAAAGCUUUCUAUGUUUAGAA
Molecule: messenger RNA, 4449 nt
Organism: Patella vulgata (common limpet)
Lineage: Eukaryota; Metazoa; Mollusca; Gastropoda; Patellidae
Product: di-N-acetylchitobiase
Exons: 9
Coding region: 228-1601 (457 amino acids)
Biological process (GO): carbohydrate metabolic process
Source: RefSeq, a predicted model, not a curated record